AUGCCGCCGUUGUUCUUAUUCGUGAAUAAGGAUGCUGCCAGUCCUUCGUUAACCCGCAGCAACGCUGCUGAACAAACUUCCAUCAACUCUCAUGUCCAGCGUGGCCGUCGACAUAGACGCUCCGCCACCAGUGCCAGCCGCGCUGGUAACACGGGCAGGAGAACUCCCGGCAAGGAGAAGACUACUGACGCGAGCGACCCAGUUCUGCUAGACCCUGAUCUGAAACUGUAUCCAUCUCAGCACAUUGUCAACCACGCAGUAGUGGAUGCUCCGGAGGCUCUUGUUUCCUCAGAAUCUGUUCUGCCAUCCAAGGCGGCGACCCUCCAUGAUGGCGUCGGUCACCAUACGGACCUGCCGGCUCGCCCAUCCCCACGCCGCAAAGCUGCGGAAGUGACAGUCUCGAAAAGUCCUGUACCAAGAGUUCGUGCUGAAAGGAAACCCUCUGCUACAAAGAGAGAGAAGCAAUCACCUCAAUUCCCCGUCUCCGGGAAAUCAAUCGUGCUCCUGAAUUCCCCCCCAACGCUGACUAGUCCUCGAGAUAUCAGUCAGGUCACUUCCUCGUCCCUGGACCCGUUUGGCCAGUCGGUUGUCAAACUCGACUCGCACGUCGCCAAACUCUGUCGCUACUUCUGCGAAAGCUUCCACCCCAGCGUCUGGCAUGCAGAGAGCUGGGCGUCACGGGAACACUCUUACACGUAUCAGACAUCGGCGAUAGAGGUCAUACAACGGGCCAUGCAGAGCGAGGUGGAGAUGAAUGCAAUGUUGGCCUGCAUGGCCGCAAGAAUUGAAAACGUGGAUUUGGUGCCUGGCCAGGGAACGGACAGAUAUAUGGGCAAUGCCUUGGUGGCGGUGAGGAAACGGUUCAGCUCAGCCCCGAAGCAUCAAUUGCUUUUGAUUGUCUUCCAUCUCUAUGCAGCCGAUGCUUACCGCCAGAACUAUCAGGCGGCCAAGAUACACAUGCAGGCGGCAAAAGCUCUGUUCGACUCAUGGGGCGGCCUCGACUACGUACCUGACCCCGCGCUGAAAGAGUUAUUCAUCAUUGGUGACGGCCACAUGUCUGCUGUUCUCUUGGAGCCUUGCAGUCUACCCUGUGAAAAUGACCCUGGCCCGUAUUGGAUGGUUACGGCCCCUGAGCUUCAGCUUGCGCCUCAGCAAGACCUGAGCAGCAUUGCACCAAGCUUCCAGGGACUCUGCCGUGAAGGUUAUUUGCCGGAAGAACUGGUUGAAGCAAUCCAAGAGACAGCGGAAUGCACGUGGGUAUUAAUGUACGCCCCGUAUGGAGCACCAGAUGCGUCGAAACACGCAGCCAGAUGGCUCCAAUGGCGACACGCAGCUGUAAGAUAUCGACUUCUCGCAAUGGAUUAUACCGGAUCAAGUCUCGACGCGAUUCGAGUUGGAUUAUUGAUGUGGAUACUGACAUCAAUGGUGAUCCUUGGCCUAAAGCGCCUAGGAGGCUUGAUUGCGCCGAAGUUGCGCAAGAUCCUGUGGUCCGUCGAUGAGCCGCGUCUCCAAUGGGAAGGUCUGGUGCAAGCCAAGACUUGGGUCCUUACCAUUGGCGCUAUGUGCUCGAUGAUUGGCAGUGAAGAAGAACGGUGGUUUGUCGAUCAGUUGUUCGAGGUCGGCUUUGCUGAGCAUAUCCGACGAAUUCGGGAGACUCACCUGGAGCUGGACACGGGUGAUGUCCUGAGGAAUUUCCAGGCAAACUACUUUUAUUACGAUGCCAUCCAGAGGCCGAGAUUGGAAAGGCUAGCACGUCUUAUCAGCGGAGGACCGAGUGAGACACCAAGUUCUGCGUCGCAGAGCAGCCCGAGCGACGCAUCAAGAAAGUCCAGAUCUCCCACUUGA
Messenger RNA from Cladophialophora yegresii CBS 114405, 1845 nucleotides. RefSeq lists its product as uncharacterized. NCBI's taxonomy places the organism in Eukaryota, Fungi, Ascomycota, Eurotiomycetes, Chaetothyriales, Herpotrichiellaceae. The transcript has a single exon. The record is from RefSeq and is a predicted model, not a curated record. The coding region runs from base 1 to 1845 and encodes 614 amino acids.